AUGGCUGGACAGAAAAAGGAGGUCGCAUCGAGCGCCCCGCCCCAUGGCUACCACUUUGGCGGACCUUGGGGUACUGCCGGCGUUUCUACCAUCCUCCCUAUUGUCGUGUACGCCCUCGCAUUCGCCUGCAACGACGUCUCCGGCUGCCCUGCCCCCUCUCUCCUUGACCCGAAAAAUAUCGACUUGGCGCAGCUCAAACGUGAGGUUGGAUGGCCAGAACAAGGCGUUUGGGGCCUGGGUAGUAUUAACGCUACUCUGGCCGUCGUUGGCUACUUCUUCUUCAACGCCCUACUGUACCGGUUCCUUCCUGCUCAGGAAGUAGAUGGUGUCGUACUGGCCACCGGCGGCAAGUUGAAGUACAGGUUCAACUCCUUUGCAUCCAGCAUGUUCAUCGUUGCGAUCCUCGCCGCCGGGACUGCCCUUGAGGGUGCCGACUGGGCUCUCUGGGUCUACAUCUCCGACAACUAUAUACAGAUUCUCACGGCCAAUAUGAUUUUAGCGUUUGUUAUUGCCACCUAUGUCUACAUCCGCAGCUUCAGCGUCAAGCCUGGGAAUAAGGAGAACCGCGAGCUUGCCGAGGGUGGCCAUUCAGGCAACCUCAUUUACGACUGGUUCAUUGGCCGCGAGCUCAACCCGCGCGUCACGAUCCCAAUCAUUGGCGAGGUUGACAUCAAGCACUGGAUGGAGGUCCGCCCUGGUCUUCUCGGCUGGGCCAUCCUCAAUCUUGCCUGGAUCGCCAAGCAGUACCGCACAUUUGGCUUCGUUUCCAACAGCAUUGUCUUCAUUUCGGCCAUUCAGUUCCUCUACACGGUAGAUUGCUGGUGGAACGAGCCUGCCAUUCUGACGACCAUCGACAUCACCACCGAUGGGUUCGGCUUCAUGCUGUCCUUUGGCGACAUUGCAUGGCUUCCAUUCGUCUACUCUAUGCAGACGCGGUACCUGUCCAUGUACCCCGUGUCCCUGAACGCCUUUCAGGUGACUACCAUUGGAGCUACCAUCUGCCUGGCCUAUUACAUCUUCCGUGCCUCCAACAACCAGAAAAAACAAAGUUCCGGCACCAACCCCAACGACCCCAGCGUUGCCCAUCUCAAAGUACAUUGA
Molecule: messenger RNA, 1101 nt
Organism: Verticillium alfalfae VaMs.102
Lineage: Eukaryota; Fungi; Ascomycota; Sordariomycetes; Glomerellales; Plectosphaerellaceae
Product: Delta(14)-sterol reductase
Exons: 3
Coding region: 1-1101 (366 amino acids)
Biological process (GO): ergosterol biosynthetic process
Cellular component (GO): endoplasmic reticulum membrane
Molecular function (GO): Delta14-sterol reductase activity
Source: RefSeq, a predicted model, not a curated record